UCGACGAUGACAACCUGCGGCAGCUGCUGGAGAAGGUGAAGCGGGGAGUGUUCCACAUGCCGCACUUCAUCCCCCCGGACUGCCAGAGCCUGCUGCGCGGCAUGAUCGAAGUGGAUGCGGCGCGGCGCCUCACGCUAGAGCACAUUCAGAAACACAUAUGGUAUAUAGGGGGCAAGAACGAGCCUGAGCCAGAGCAGCCCAUCCCCCGAAAGGUGCAGAUCCGCUCACUGCCCAGCCUGGAGGACAUUGACCCCGAUGUGCUGGACAGCAUGCACUCGCUGGGCUGCUUCCGAGACCGCAACAAGCUGCUGCAGGACCUGCUGUCUGAGGAGGAAAACCAGGAGAAGAUGAUCUAUUUCCUCCUCCUGGACCGGAAAGAAAGGUACCCCAGCCACGAGGAUGAGGACCUGCCCCCCAGGAACGAAAUAGACCCUCCCCGGAAGCGCGUGGACUCCCCAAUGCUGAACCGGCACGGCAAGCGGCGACCUGAACGCAAGUCCAUGGAGGUGCUCAGUGUGACAGACGGCGGCUCUCCGGUGCCUGCUCGGCGGGCCAUCGAGAUGGCCCAGCACAGCCAGAGUAAAGCAAUGUUCAGUAAAAGCCUGGAUAUCGCUGAAGCCCACCCCCAAUUCAGCAAAGAAGACAGGUCCCGAUCCAUCAGCGGCGCUUCCUCAGGCCUCUCCACCAGCCCACUCAGCAGCCCCCGGGUGACCCCUCACCCCUCUCCAAGGGGCAGUCCCCUCCCUACCCCCAAGGGGACGCCAGUGCACACGCCCAAGGAAAGCCCAGCUGGCACACCCAACCCCACACCGCCGUCCAGCCCCAGCGUUGGAGGGGUGCCCUGGAGGACAAGGCUCAACUCCAUCAAGAACAGCUUCCUGGGGUCACCUCGCUUCCACCGCCGGAAACUGCAGGUCCCGACGCCAGAGGAGAUGUCCAACCUGACCCCGGAGUCCUCCCCAGAGCUGGCCAAGAAGUCCUGGUUCGGGAACUUCAUCAGCCUCGAGAAGGAGGAGCAGAUCUUCCUGGUCAUCAAGGACAAGCCCCUGAGCUCCAUCAAAGCCGACAUCGUUCAUGCCUUCCUGUCGAUUCCCAGUCUCAGCCACAGCGUCAUCUCCCAGACCAGCUUUCGGGCCGAGUACAAGGCGACAGGGGGCCCGGCAGUGUUCCAGAAGCCUGUCAAGUUCCAGGUGGACAUCACCUACAGCGAGGGUGGGGCGGCACAGAAGGAGAACGGCAUCUACUCUGUCACAUUCACGCUUCUAUCAGGCCCAAGCCGCCGCUUCAAGAGGGUCGUGGAGACCAUUCAGACACAGCUACUGAGCACACACGACCAGCCCUCCACCCAGCACUUGUCAGAACCCUCCCCGCCAGCGCCAGGACUAAGCUGGGGUGCUGGGCUUAAAGGCCAGAAGGUGGCCACCAGCUACGAGAGUAGCCUCUGACGCUGGCAGACACCACUAACUGUGUGGAGAUGAUGACGGGGAGGCUUUCCAAGUGUGACGAGAAGAACGGGCAGGCGGCCCAGGCCCCCAG
This is a messenger RNA of Myotis lucifugus (little brown bat), 1536 nucleotides long. RefSeq names its product serine/threonine-protein kinase BRSK2. The record is from RefSeq and is a predicted model, not a curated record. The coding region runs from base 57 to 1445 and encodes 462 amino acids. Lineage: Eukaryota; Metazoa; Chordata; Mammalia; Chiroptera; Vespertilionidae. The transcript has 15 exons.